Molecule: messenger RNA, 1592 nt
Organism: Prosopis cineraria
Lineage: Eukaryota; Viridiplantae; Streptophyta; Magnoliopsida; Fabales; Fabaceae
Exons: 5
Coding region: 305-1297 (330 amino acids)
Source: RefSeq, a predicted model, not a curated record
UACCAACCUUUUUCUCUCUCUUCCCGUGGAAGGCUGGAAGCAGCAGCUUCAAUCUUUUUCUUCUCUCCCUUCCGAGCUAAACCUAUUUCCCUGCAACCGAAUCCUCCGCACCUACCAAGCCUCGUCUUCUAGUACCCCGAAGAUUUGACUUUUCAAUUGGUUUCCGGAGGGUGGAGUCCUGUGAUCCUGUUUAUCAUGCAAGCAAACUAACAGAAACACAGUUUCGGAACCCUUGAGAUCGUUUUGUUCUUAUCAUGUGAUCAUAUCUGACCUCAGUGUUUUUUUGAAGUACUGAAUAUUCCAAAUGGCAAAAGAGAGAAGAGAUGGUUCCUUGUCACAUGAUAGCAGUAGAACAUCAACUUAUCCAAGCAGUUCUAGUCGUGUCAAAAGAUCCGCACCAAAAAAUCCUUUGGAGUCUGAAGAACAUGUCAGAGAAUGGGAAGAAGCUAGGUGUCCUGUCUGCAUGGAGCACCCUCACAAUGCAAUUCUCCUCAUAUGCUCAUCCCAUGAGAAGGGAUGCCGCCCUUACAUGUGCGACACUAGCUAUCGCCAUUCAAAUUGUCUUGAUCAGUUCUGCAAGUCAUUUGCAGAAACUUCACCAACAACUCCCCAUGUAGAAGUUCAGAUCUCAAACUCUGACUUGACUCGCGUGCGGACCACUGAAACAAAUCCUGUUGAUAUACAAGAUGAAGGAAGCGAGGGAUCUGUUACAAUUCAUUCAUUAUCCUGUGAAGAUCAUUCAAAAUUAAAGUUAGUAUGCCCUCUUUGUCGGGGGCAAAUAAAAGAAAUCAAAGUUGUAGGUGCUGCUCGCCGGUUCAUGAAUGAAAAAUCAAGAAGCUGUUCCCGUGAGACAUGCAAUUUUAGUGGCACAUAUGCCGACCUCAGGAAGCAUGCAAGGCUUGAACAUCCCCUUGUGCGCCCAUCAGAGGUAGAUCCAGAGCGGCAGCGUAACUGGAGGCGAUUAGAGAGGCAGAGGGAUCUUGGAGACCUACUUAGCACGCUCCAGUCUUCCUUUGGGGAAAAUAACAGGGUGGAUGAUGGUCUCCUGCCAAUAGAUGAUGGAGGGUUGCUUGCUGUAUUUUUUCUUAUUCUUCAACCUUCAUCUGUGAGGGGAACCUCAGGAACCAGACUGCAAAUGCGCAUAAGAAGGAGAUCUUCUAGGCUGUGGGGAGAAACCUAUGAAGAAGGGCAAUCUGGAUCCUCCUCUAGAGAUGAUGAAAAUGAAUCUUCAGAUGGCGGGUCCGGUACUUGGAGGCGCCGAGUUCGGAGACGGAUAACGCCUGAGAAUGAACCAUGACUAGAACUUCCAAAUGCAUCUAGCUAUAUACUUCGAAUGUUCCCAAGUGGAACAGAAGGUGAGAAGGGGGGAUUUUUCGGAUUCUGUCCUUUAGUCUGCUCCAUUUCGCGUGGAACAGUUUAUUUGGAGGUGCUUAUUGUCAAAAGAAUCGGUAGAAAGUGUGAUUCAACGAUACUCCAUACUGUACACUUAAUUUAAUAUUUUUAUUCCUUCACCAUCUGUGACGCAAUUUCUCGAAGAUUUUGAACAAUGGAUAUUGGAAUAAAAUCUACGCGACAUCAUGUUUCUCUCGUUA